Fusarium subglutinans is the source of this 1566-nucleotide messenger RNA. RefSeq names its product multidrug resistance. Gene Ontology annotation, cellular component: fungal-type vacuole membrane. Bases 1 to 1566 code for a protein of 521 amino acids. The record is from RefSeq and is a predicted model, not a curated record. The transcript is spliced from 11 exons. NCBI's taxonomy places the organism in Eukaryota, Fungi, Ascomycota, Sordariomycetes, Hypocreales, Nectriaceae. Gene Ontology annotation, molecular function: basic amino acid transmembrane transporter activity. Gene Ontology annotation, biological process: basic amino acid transport; transmembrane transport.
AUGACCAGAAUUAACGCGACAGAGACGACUCCCUUGAUACCGGAGAUACCUCCCGAGGUGUCGGAUGUAGAGAGGAACAGUCCCGAUGAGCCGAAAGCGUACAGCCAUGCGUUUAUCGCAAGAGUAGUUGUCGCGUUGCUGAUUGGCAUCUUUACUUCCAACGCCGAUGGCUCUUUGGUCCUGGCUACUCAUCCGGUGAUUGCAUCCGAGUUUGGCAAGCUUCAGGAUUCGAGUUGGCUAUUCAUCAGCUUCAUGUUGGCUAGUGCGGCAUCACAGACGAUUUACGGGAAAUUGAGUGACAUUUUUGGACGAAAGACGAUAUUGAUCUUCUGCUAUGGACUGUUUGCUGUUGGAUGCGCCCUCGUAGGCGCUGGCCAGUCAAUGUGGCAGGUCAUCCUAGGUCGCGUAAUCUCUGGCUCCGGAGGCGCAGGAAUGACUACAAUGGCAUCAGUCAUCAUAACCGAACUCGCGCCUCUUCGAGAAGUUGCCUCUUGGCAAAGCUACAUGAAUGUCAUCGCCACCGUCGGUCGUAGCAUCGGUGGUCCGCUCGGAGGUUUUCUCGCUGAUACAAUCGGCUGGAGAUGGUCAUUCCUUGGACAAUCGCCAAUCUUUGCUGUAUCCAUGAUCAUCGCUGCCAUCCUCCUCCCAUCUACAACACAGACCGAGGGUGCGACAAUAGAGCGCAUCAAGAGGAUCGACGCACUCGGCGCUCUUUUAUUGGGAGGUUCUGUUCUCGCUUUCAUGGUUCCUCUCGAAAUCGGGGGUCAGAAGAUACCUUGGGGUCAUCCUCUCGUGCCAACUCUCGCUGCUGCUGGCGUGCUUCUAUCAGCUGCCUUUGUACUUGUCGAGUCACGCUGGGCUAAGGAACCAAACUUCCCUCUUCGUCUACUCAGAAGUGGCGAUGUCACCAAGACGUAUCUGAUCGCGUUUGGACAAGCAGCUGCACAGCUUGGACGUGUAUCGAGUACCGUCGCAGGCGCCCACCUAUUCCCUGCAGUCAUCGGAAAUACAGUCGGAGGUAUCGCGACAGGCUUGAUCAUCAAGAGGACUGGUCGAUACAAGGCCCUCAUCAUCUUCUCAGCUGUCUCAUCAAUCACGAGUUAUACUCUGAUGCUACUUCGCUGGCACGGACAGACCAAUUGGCUGGAGUCUCUCUACGUCUUCCCAGGGGGUCUUGGAAUGGGCAUAGCUCAGAGUGCUGCAUUCAUCGCUCUCCAAGCUUCCAUCGAUCCCAAAGACAAGGCAGCAGCUUCUUCUGGAAUCUUCCUCGCUGUGACUUUGGGUUCAGUAGUUGGUAUGGCGGGUACGAGUGCAGCCAUUCAGGGACUUCUCAGACACGACAUCCAGCAGAACCUUGGUGAUCUCGGAAAGUCUCAACAUUUCAUCGACGAGGUGAUUCAAAAAGCUGCUGAGAGUGUCUCGUACAUCGACGAAGCUUCCGAGUCUGUAAGACAGGUACUGAUUGGAGGUUAUAUCAGAGGAAUCGAGUAUGGACACGGGCUCUCCAUCGUCUUCUCCGGAAUCACGCUCGUCACUGCUCUAUUACUCAAGGAGCGCAAACUUUGA